AUGCCUGAACUUCAUUCUCUGCCUGCAGGCACUCGGCCUGAUCAUGCUAUUCGCAACAACGGGCCCGAUAGCUUGGUUCUGGAGCGAGCAAAGCUGCGCGAGCUCGCAGAGGGUUGGCCCUGUUACCGGGAUGCCUGCGAAUGGGAAAACUUUGAGUCAAUCUUCCACGAAGACGCCUAUGUAUACACCACCUGGUCCGGCCGGGUCUCCUACAAAGACUUCAUAGCUGCCUCAAAAGCCGGCAUGGACAAGGGUGCAUUCAUCAUGCACCGCUGCCACGGUGUUACAAGUGAUAUCACGCCCGAUGGAACCCGCGCCGUCACCAAGAUGAAGGCAACCAUCACUCAGCGGUUCACAAUCGACGGCUGCGAAGUUGACGCAGAGGCUGACUGUCGGUUCUGUUUCUUCUUUGAAAAGGUCGAUGGUCGCUGGGGCGCACGGUUCGUUCGUCAUUGGUAUGAGAAGGAUAAGCUGCUUCCUGUCAACCCGAACAAGGUUCCAAGGCUGGACCAGGCCAAACUUGAUUCGUACCCCGAAGGAUACAAGUGUUUGGCUUAUUGCCAGGAGCUCACCAUGGGCGUUACCGUUUUGAAGGACAUGCCUGGGCAUAGACGGCAUGUCGGCACUGUUUGUGGGGAGAAACACGAUAUGCUGUACCGAUUUGCCAAGGAUUGGUUGGAUGGAAAGAGCAUUGACGUGUAA
This is a messenger RNA of Penicillium cinerascens, 702 nucleotides long. Its product is annotated as putative pathogenesis associated protein Pep2. The transcript is spliced from 2 exons. NCBI's taxonomy places the organism in Eukaryota, Fungi, Ascomycota, Eurotiomycetes, Eurotiales, Aspergillaceae. The record is from RefSeq and is a predicted model, not a curated record. The coding region runs from base 1 to 702 and encodes 233 amino acids.